Messenger RNA from Xiphophorus couchianus (Monterrey platyfish), 2633 nucleotides. It is a transcript of the gene insc, whose product is annotated as INSC spindle orientation adaptor protein. The record is from RefSeq and is a predicted model, not a curated record. The transcript is spliced from 13 exons. NCBI's taxonomy places the organism in Eukaryota, Metazoa, Chordata, Actinopteri, Cyprinodontiformes, Poeciliidae. Gene Ontology annotation, cellular component: apical cortex. Gene Ontology annotation, molecular function: protein binding; cytoskeletal adaptor activity. Gene Ontology annotation, biological process: establishment of mitotic spindle orientation; apical protein localization; regulation of asymmetric cell division. Bases 369 to 2006 code for a protein of 545 amino acids.
GGACCGAAAUAGAAUAGUUUCAUGUCUGUUUGGAAGGCAGCCCAGCUGAAACUAUGCUCCGCUGUGACUGACAGUGGGAUGUGGACUUUUUCUCCUCAAGAAAAAACCUAUAAGGCCAGCUGUGCGCUCAGACUCCGUUCAGUUGCACUCCGGCAGGCGUUGGUGGUGGUUGGGCCAGCUGGGGCUCUAAAGCAGGAGACAGAGCUGAAUAGAGUUUGAGUCGGAGUGGAUAAAAGUGAGCAGAGGGAACAGAGGGCCCGGCGAACGCGCGUGUGGAAAGAAGCACAAACUUCUUGACUAUGAACCGCGGCGGGAACACCUUACCGUUCAGUCUCUAGCCAAGACAAUGGAUGCUGAACUGAAGUAAGAUGGCCUCGGAAAGAACGCCGACCCCUCAGAGCAGCUCGAGGCAGAGCAGCUCUCUCUCGUCGUCGCCGAUGAGUACCCGCAUGCAGACCCUGCAGGUGGACUCAGUCCAGCGGUGGAUGGAGGACCUCCGCCACAUGACCGAGGUGGAGUGCAUGUGCGUCCUUCAGGCCAAGCCCAUCGGGGUGGACGAAGACUCCCACCAGGGGGAGCUCAUAGUGACGUCCGGGAUCGGCGCGGGCGACCACGUGGCCAGGAACAACCUGCAGACGCUCCUCCGCCGGGCGCUGGUGGUCAGCACGGAGCUGGGCAAGAUGUUCCAGCGGCUGGAGAAAGGCCGCUGGCAGAGGGUCCACAGCACGGCCGUACGCGCCAACUGCCACGUGCGCUCGCUGGUCCACGAGUACAGCGCCGCCCGGAGCACGCCGCCGGAGAUGCAGAAGUAUGAAAAAACACUGCUGGAAAAGUGCAUGGAGCUGACUAACAUCACGGAGAGGUGCCUUCACACAGAUGAUGAAUUCUUCCUUAAAUCCAUGAGGGAGGCGAUCCACGAGAUCCUCACAGACGUCAGCGAUUCCUUCAGCAACAUGAUCGACAUGGCGUUGGCCAACGAGAUCCGGGUUCUGAUCAAACAGAUCGAGUCGUCAGACUGUGUUCAGACUAUCGGCAGCGCCAUCAGCAACCUGCUGUCUCUCACCCAGGAUGGACCCCAGCUCUGCAGCAUCAUCGCCAAGGAAGGUGCUGUGGUGGCCCUGUUCAAGAUCUGCAGGCAGGAUCGCUUCAGAGACCUCUACGCUCACGCUCUGAGAACGGUGGCUUCCAUCUGCUGCGUAGAAGAGGGCAUCAACCAGCUGGACAAGGUGGACGGGAUCCUGUGCCUGGCAGACAUCUUGACCGAUGAGAGCAGCGUGGAGGCUGCCCGGGCCGAGGCUGCGGCCGUGGUGGCCCAGAUCACGUCACCCCACCACACCUCCACCCAGCACCUGGCCAGCUUCCUGGAGAGCAUGCACGACAUCGUCACAGCGCUCAUCAAGCUGUGCGAGAGCGCCUCCUGUGGCGAAGUGUUCCUCCUGGCCUCUGCUGCCUUGGCCAACAUCACAUUCUUCGACAGCAUGGCGUGUGAGAUCCUGCUGCAGCUGAACGCCAUCCACAUCCUGCUGCAGGCCUGCAAGGACCGCCAGAGAGUGGACACGCCCUACUCCAAAGACCAGGUGGUGACAAUUUUGGCAAAUCUUUCUGUUUUGGAGUCGUGUGCUUCUGAAGUCUUGCAAGAGCAAGGAAUAGAGAGACUGCUGCUGCUGCUGGGGGAGAAACCCUCGUCCUCCAACCCGUCAGAGGUGGCUGCCUGCGAGCGCGUCCAGCAGAAAGCUGCGGUCACUUUGGCCCGUUUGAGCAGAGACCCUGAUGUGGCCCACACCGCCAUCCAGCUGAAAGCCGUCCCUCGUCUCAUUGAGCUGUGCCGCUCCCCCACAGAGAGAAAUAACAGUGACUCCGUUCUGGUGGCCUGCCUGGCGGCUCUGAGGAGGCUGGCGGCGGGCUGCCCGGACAGCAUCAAGGCGGCCGACCACCACCAGCUCAUCAAACCACGGCUGGUCGACUCUUUCCUGCUGUGCUCCAACAUGGAGGAGAGCUUCGUAUGACGAGCCGCACAUUACAGCCCUGACGGAGGACGUCAUCAGAGCCGUAUCCGCGCACAUCGGUUUGAACUUUCCAAUGAAACUUUUGUCGGUUUUCGCCGAGUUCGACCGUGGAUUUGGCCCCAUGGAGUAUGCAGAACACAUAAUUAUAUGCAUGCCCAGAGAUGAAUGUACGGCUUAACACGACCGUAGUCAUUGUAAAUGUAUUCACUGUUUACAGUGCGCAAGGUUAAAAAGAGCUUAUCGUUUUAUUCCGCGGGAAAUUGAAUAUGCCAGUAAUUAUUGUGCAAAUUCUGGAUUUAUUGUCACUGUGCUUUUUCUUUUUGUUCUUCUGAACCAAAGGUGUUUCAAAGAUUGUUUGUCAUUGUUUGUGUGAUGAGUGUAUUUUACCUGAAAGGUCACAUCAUUUUAGCGUUUGUUUAAGACAGAGUCAGAAAUAUGAGGUGAUUGUAAAAAAAAAAAAAAAAAAAACAUUGGCACAUUACAUUAUUUCUUUAAACCUAUUUGCCAUUAACAAAUAUUACACUUGCAGCUGCGAAAUAAAUCUUAAAUUAAAAAAAUGCUUUUUAUUUAUAUAGAUAUACCAUUAUCGUAUGCAAUGCAUUAAAUAAAGACGUUCUUUGUCAGAGA